Messenger RNA from Lentinula edodes (shiitake mushroom), 765 nucleotides. Its product is annotated as thaumatin-like protein. The record is from RefSeq and is a predicted model, not a curated record. Bases 1 to 765 code for a protein of 254 amino acids. Gene Ontology annotation, cellular component: extracellular region. The transcript has 10 exons. Gene Ontology annotation, biological process: defense response. Lineage: Eukaryota; Fungi; Basidiomycota; Agaricomycetes; Agaricales; Omphalotaceae.
AUGAAAAAUUCUAUCAUUAUCUCUGCUCUCUUCUCUACCUUUGUUGCAGUAUCCGCGCGCACGUUUACUGUCAAGAAUAACUGCAAGUAUACUGUUUGGCCGGCAAUCUUCACAGACAUGAAUGUCGGUACCGACAAACCUUCUAUGCCCACUGGCUGGGAAGCGGCUCCAGGAAACACGUCAACAUUCACUGUUCCCGAUGAUUGGCAAUCUGGUCGCAUCUGGGGAAGGACUGACUGUGACUUCUCGAAGCCCAACGCAAGUUCUUGUGCCACGGGUGGAUGCAAUGGUGGGCUUUUGUGCGAUGAACACAGCGGCACUGGUGUUCCACCUGUAACCGUUGCUGAAUGGACACUCGGAAAGAACGGGAGUCCCGAUAACUACGAUGUUUCUAUGGUGGAUGGGUUCAACAUUCCUAUGUCCGUUGUGCCUACCGCAGGAUGUCAAGCCAUCGAUUGUAACACCGAUUUGAACCCCAACUGCCCCGCUCAGCUGCAGCUCAAAGAUGCCUCAGGUACUGUUGUUGGAUGCAAAUCUGCUUGCGAUGCAAACCUCGAUGGGGACCCUCAAAAUUCCCCCAACUGCUGCAGUGGAUCUCAUAACGUACCCGCAACGUGUCCUCCAAGUGGUGUACAGUUCUACGACUACUUCAAAAACGGAUGCAAGAACGCGUACGCAUACGCAUACGACGAGUCAAGUAAAACUGCUUUGUGGACGUGCGACUCGACACAGAAUGCAGAUUAUGCUGUCACAUUUUGUCCUUGA